AAGGUGUAAAGUGAGUUCUCAUUCGACCUACCACCGCCGGAACUUUGUUGGGGUGUUCUAGACAGUGCCAAACCAAACCCCGAAACUACGACGACACUCGCUACAGAAACUCACUCAUCACCUCAAGACUCAUCUCAUCCCUCAUCGCCCUCGCUCACAGACUCUCACCAUGGCCUCACGUAAACUCAAUGUGCUGGUCUACACCGGCACCGGCACGACCGUUGAAUCGGUCCGCCACUGCAUCUACUCCCUCCGCCGCCUCCUCUCCCCAACCUACGCCGUCAUCCCCGUCGCCGAGGCCGCCCUCCUUAAAGAACCCUGGCAACCCACCUGCGCACUCCUCGUCAUCCCGGGCGGCGGCGACCUGGGCUACUGCCGCGUCCUCAACGGCCCCGGGAACCGCCGCAUCGCCGACUAUGUCCGCCGCGGCGGGGCUUACCUCGGCUUCUGUGCCGGCGGGUACUACGGCAGCCGCCGGUGCGAGUUCGAGGUCGGCGAUCGGACGCUCGAGGUUAUUGGGUCGCGCGAGCUCGGGUUCUUCCCGGGAACGUGCAGGGGUGGUGCGUUGAAGGGGUUCGAGUAUCAUUCUGAGAGGGGCGCGAGGGUGGUUAGGUUGAGUGUGAAGGAGGGGUUUGGGGAAGGGGAGGGAGAGGUGUUGAGUUACUAUAACGGCGGAGGCGUCUUUGUCGAUGCUGAAAAGUUUGAGAAUGUGGAGGUUCUCGCUCAGUAUGCAGAUGAGAUUGCCGUCGAUGGGGGAGCUGGGAAAGCGGCUGUGAUACAUUGCAAAGUCGGCUCUGGCAAUGUCAUCCUGACUGGUCCUCAUCCAGAAUUCGCAGCAGCAAACCUCAACCCUCAACCCCAAAUCCCCUCCUACGAAGCCCUCGUCUCCUCCCUCGCAGCAGCCGACGCAGCCCGCGUAACCUUCCUCCGCGCAUGCCUCUCCCGCCUCGGCCUAGACCUCAGCGCUGACCCGUCCGCUCCGCCCUCCCUCUCCCGCAUGCACCUCACCUCGGCGAACCACGUCGAAGUAGGCGAGAUGCUCGCGUCCUGGGAAGAGGCCAUCACGCGCGAGACCGGCCAGGGCCAGGAUGCCGAAGACGACAAGGAGGAGUACAUCCGCGGCGAGCACGAUGUCUUCCGCAUUGAGAAGCUGUCUUCGCGGUGGGAUGUUGACGAGCUCAAGCAAGCUCUGCCGUCUUCUGGUUCUGGGGACGCAGGAGAAGGCCGGAUGGUGGAUUAUGAUGCCUUGGUCAAGGUGAUUGUGCCGCAUGAAGAGGAGUGGCCGGACGCCAAGGAGACACCGAGUUUCAAUCAUCGUUUGUUUUACGGCUCUCUCAAGGAGUAUCGCGCGAUUGAGCCUGCGGCGGAGGAAUGGGGUGAUACGCUCAUGUAUGGCGAGGUCGUCACUAGCACGAACACCCUCAUGGAUAAGAACCCCAAACUGCUCGCCCACCUCCCAACCGGCUUUACUCUGACGGCGACAACGCAAGUCGCCGGCCGCGGCCGCGGCACAAACGUCUGGGUCUCGCCAGCGGGUUGCCUCAUCUUCUCGACCGUCAUCAACCACCCAGCACAUCUAGCUGCCUCCCAUCCAGUCGUCUUCAUCCAGUACAUUGCCGCUAUCGCCAUCGUCGAGGCCGUCAAAUCGUACGACACAGCCUGCGGCGACGUUCCCGUGAAGCUCAAGUGGCCCAACGACAUUUACUGCCGCGACCCAGCAUCAACCCCCCAAGACCCCUCCUACGUCAAAAUCGGCGGCAUCCUCUCCAACUGCGCCUACUCUCAAGGCGCCUACCAAAUCGUCCUCGGCAUCGGCAUCAACACGACAAACUCGCGCCCCACCACCUCCCUCAACGCCAUCGCACCGUCGCUCCUGGCGCGGAUUCUCACCCGGAUCGAGGCGCUAUACGCGCAGUUCCGCCGCGAGGGGUUCUCGCGCGACCUCGAGGAGCGUUAUUACAAGCACUGGCUUCACUCGGGACAGAACGUCACGCUCGAGGCCGAGGCGGGGGCCAAGGCGAAGGUUGUGGGUAUUACGAGGGACUGGGGUAUGUUGAAGGCUGUCGAGGUGGAUGGGAUGGGGAGAGAGACGGGGAGGAUGUGGGCGCUGCAGAGCGAUGAGAAUAGUUUUGAUUUCUGGAAGGGGCUUGUGAAGAGGAAGCUGUAAGGUUUUUGAACUCACUGUAGCGGUCGCGUAGUUAUGCUUAAGCUUCUGUAGAUGAGGAAGCUGGAGCUGGCGACUUCGUCCAGAGAGUCCAUCAGACCUAUGCAGAUCGUAUCCCACUGAGUAAGACGAAUACCUUGCAAUACUUGGAAGAUGAUCAUCCUGGGCGAUAAGUCAACGGGGUAACCCAGAGAGGUACAGUAAGGAAGGGUCGUAGGGA
Colletotrichum acutatum is the source of this 2384-nucleotide messenger RNA. Its product is annotated as biotin-protein ligase. Lineage: Eukaryota; Fungi; Ascomycota; Sordariomycetes; Glomerellales; Glomerellaceae. The record is from RefSeq and is a predicted model, not a curated record. Bases 170 to 2167 code for a protein of 665 amino acids. Gene Ontology annotation, cellular component: cytoplasm. Gene Ontology annotation, molecular function: biotin--[biotin carboxyl-carrier protein] ligase activity. Gene Ontology annotation, biological process: protein modification process. The transcript is spliced from 6 exons.